Messenger RNA from Trematomus bernacchii (emerald rockcod), 2267 nucleotides. Its product is annotated as extracellular matrix protein 2. The coding region runs from base 1 to 1566 and encodes 521 amino acids. The transcript has 9 exons. Gene Ontology annotation, biological process: extracellular matrix organization; positive regulation of cell-substrate adhesion. Gene Ontology annotation, cellular component: extracellular matrix. The record is from RefSeq and is a predicted model, not a curated record. Lineage: Eukaryota; Metazoa; Chordata; Actinopteri; Perciformes; Nototheniidae. Gene Ontology annotation, molecular function: collagen V binding; protein binding; heparin binding.
AUGACUGGUGAAGAGGAGAAUGGGAUUGAGCAUCUCCAGAUGGAGGCAGGGCAGCAGAGGGAGCAUCAAGGAGCCGAUUUUAGGAUGCUGGAGGCCAGACAAAGGAGAGGUGUCUGGUGGAUGAGGAAGCACGCAAACGCAGUGGAAGCCAGUGCCUAUAGAAUAGCAGGGCUGGGGGAGCCUCUGACGGGCUGGAAGAAGCGCGGGAAAGGAGAGAAUGAGACCAGCACCCUCAUGACUGAACUGAAGGAGCUCCAUGAUGAGAAGCAACGACUGAUGGAUCAAGGGAAUGAAGAAGAAGAAGAGGAGGAGGAAGAAGAAGAGGAGGAAGAAGAAGAAGAAGAAGAAGAGGCAACGGAGAUCCCCAGCAAUCAAACAGAAACAUACUCCACUUUUACAGAGUCUCCUCUUAGAGAGUGUCAGACUGCUGACAGAGAAAUCAGCUGCAGGGGCGUCGGCUUGACUCACCUGCCAAUCAUCCACAAUCUGCUGGCCACCAAUCUGGACAUGGCAGAGAACAACAUCAGAAUCAUCACUCCACAAGAUUUCUCUGGCGUGCCGAACCUGGACACGCUGGACCUGAGUAAAAACAAACUGGAUGAUGAGUCGCUGAGCAGUAACCCGCUGUCUGACUUGACCUUUCUGAAGAAGCUGAACCUAGAUGGCAACAAGCUAACCAGGAUCCCAGCGCUGCCUCCAUCUCUGGAGCAGCUCAGGAUCAACAACAACCAGCUCAGUACACUCACCCCUCACUGUUUCAAAGGUUUGACAAACCUGUUGAUUCUGGAGCUGGAGGAAAACUUCCUCCAUGAAGGCAGUGUGUCGCCGCUUACUUUCAGGCCACUACAGGGACUUCUGGACCUCCAGUUGGACAACAACCGCUUCCGUUCCCUUCCUCUGGGCCUUCCUCCCUCUCUGCAGGAGCUGGAGAUAAAUGAAAAUCAGAUUGAGGAGGUGACCAAGGAGGCACUGAGAGGCUGUGUCCAUCUGAGAGUGCUGGACAUGAGUCACAACCUGCUGCAUGAGCAAGGCAUCGCUACCAAGGCCUGGUCCAGUCUCAACACCCUGGAGUCCUUGGACCUGUCUUACAACCGGUUCACCUCUGUCCCGAUGAAUCUGCCACGCCGUCUCCAGAAACUGUCCCUGCAACACAACAACAUCAGUCACAUCACCGCCUUCACCUUCCGUCACAUGCGGUCGAGCCUACAGUCCCUCCGUCUAUCCCACAAUGCCUUGAGCAAUGAGGGCUUAGAGCGGGUCUCUCUUGUUGGAGCGUACCGCUCACUGGGUGAGCUCCUGCUGGACAACAACCAUCUGAGUCAAAUCCCUCGCUGCAUUCGCCAGUUUAAGAACCUGAAGUUGCUGAAACUAGACAACAACCAAAUCAGGCUGGUGAGGAAGUGGGGAGUGUGCCACCCUGGUAAUGCUGGCUCCACCUUGGCUUCCAUCCAUUUGGAAAACAAUCUGCUGGAGGUGGAGAAGAUCCCCCCAAAUGCCUUCUCCUGUCUCUCGGAUGCUCAGGGACUGGUCCUCUAUCCACAAAAGGGGCACUCGUAUCACAAAUAGGCUGCAAAGUUGGACAAACUAAGAUGGACAGAUACAUUCCCAAAUACAUGUACAUGCAUAAUCAUGGCAUACAGCCACUCAAUAUUUCUGUAGGCAGGGUCUACAGAAAAAUAUCUCUAUCAUGUAGUUUGCUUAGUCAGUCAGUGCUAUCAUGUUAUUGUCCCAAAACCUGUCUUUCUCUUUCACUUCUCACCUUUGAUUAGGAGAAUAACAGUGAUGUGUUUGUAUGUAAUUUAUACAGUAAUGGAAAGAAUCAUUAUGUAAAAGGAUAAUACAUGACGGUUGUUUCCAGAUCUGCUCCAAACACCGGCCUAUAUCUGUCAUUUCAUUCAAGUAAGUGACACCUUUGAGGAAAUGGAUAAUAGCUUAACCUAGUCUCAGUCUGGGGCUUGCAGGUAGAGCCUUUAGUCAGGUAAUGUAGAAACAAUGUGAGUGUGUUUUGAUUUGGGACACAGGGGGGUCAAAUCUUGGGACUGCAGCAUGGGGGUCACUGAGAGAAAGUUAAAAUAUCUGGUGACACAGUGUGAACCUAAGGGGCCCAUUAGGAAAGAAAAUAUAAACAUCACGCAGGUUUCCUAUCACCAGAUGAUUUCCAACAUAAACAUCCACCACCAGCCGCUCAGCAAAAACACAUAAAGUCACUCUGACUGUGAGGGGGGGGGUGGGGGCUCAGUUGGGGCCUACAAAUGUGUAGGAGUGUG